AUUCAUUCUAUAUUUUACGGACAAUCUAUAAUAAUACAUACAACUUUGAGGUUAUGUUGUGAUCAAAUAAAAAAAAAAAAUUAUAAAUCAUUUUUUUCUUAAUUGCUACUGAAACCUACCCAAAAUGCUUUCACGCAGCUGGAGGCAUCUGGCUCGGCGAUAUUCACAAGCGACUACUUUUAGAACAAAUGAGAAUUCACCCGCUCAGCACAGUGAAAAACAAGAGGGUUUGUUCUACACCAUGAAACCUGAACUGUGUAAACAACUCUUCAGUCACGGAGGAUUUCCAAAAAGUUUUAUGCAACAGACUAAGACCUUCACAGAGACUGCUGUUAUGGUGCGACAACCCGCAUUGGACCUGAUCUCUUGCAUAAAAGCUAGUGAUUUGAACCAACCAGCUAUAAGAUAUGUUCUCUAUGGUGAAAAAGGGUCAGGCAAGUCUCUGACAUUGGCUCAUGUCCUACAUUAUGCCCAUGAAGAUGGUUACCUUAUUGUGCAUGUACCUUGGGUUUCGGAGUGGUUGAGGCGAGUGCCGCGCCACAAAGAGAUGUCUAAUUCUCAGACUAACGAGGGUUUCGUUGACCUGCCUCUCGACGCGGCCGCAUGGCUAAUACACUUCAAGAGUCAGAAUCAAACAUUACUAAAAUCAGAAAAUUUGAAGGUCUCUAAAGAGUAUGUGUGGAGUAAACGCGAGAAAACUGAAGCAGGUUCUCCAUUACAUACGUUGGUCGAACACGGAAUAAACCGCGUCAAGUACGCCUGUGACGUCGUCGACGUGCUCAUUGAUGAGAUCAAGAUGCUGUCCAGUAGCAAGCAGUGUAAGACAUUCGUGGCGAUCGACGGAUUCAACAGUUUCUUCUACCCGUUGACGCGACUCAGUACUCCCACCAAAAAGACGGUGAAACCUGAUGAAGUUACUCUCACCACAUCCUUCCUGAAACUGACACAUAACGACUGGACGAAUGGUGUUAUAGUAGUGACUGCCGACCAGUUAGCAGUCCCCGAUGACCAUCAAGAAAGUUUCCUUCCAAGAUACUUGCUGUACAAAAAGGGCUUUGACCAUUUAGACCCAUUUGUGCCUAUUGAGGUUGGCAGAUAUAAUGAAAAGGAGUUCCAAAGCUGCGUGGGAUACUACAGAGACCGGCUGUGGCUGAGGGGACCUCCCGAGGUUGAGACAGAAUUAAAGUUCACCAGUGCAUGCAACCCCUACAGGUUUAUGGAACAGUGUGCACCAUUGUAAAAUACUUGUCAAAGUUAUUUAAUAUAAAAGUAGUUUAUUA
This is a messenger RNA of Spodoptera frugiperda (fall armyworm), 1280 nucleotides long. RefSeq names its product 28S ribosomal protein S29, mitochondrial (gene mRpS29). The transcript has 8 exons. Lineage: Eukaryota; Metazoa; Arthropoda; Insecta; Lepidoptera; Noctuidae. Gene Ontology annotation, cellular component: mitochondrial small ribosomal subunit; mitochondrial ribosome. The coding region runs from base 125 to 1240 and encodes 371 amino acids. Gene Ontology annotation, biological process: apoptotic process. The record is from RefSeq and is a predicted model, not a curated record. Gene Ontology annotation, molecular function: structural constituent of ribosome.